AUGUUCUCUGCCUUGCUGCCCGCGUUCCUUCUUUCUAGUCUCACGCUCGCCGCACCUCAGUGGCCAGGACCAAACUACCAAGGGCACCAGCAGUGUAGUCAGGCUGUUGUUGCGCUCGCUGCUGGCAUUCACCUGAACAUCCAGGGCCAGUAUUCCGAGUUCAAUGGCACGGUCAACCUGAUCAACAUCGAGAGUGCCUCAUCCGUCAACCAGACUGCCUUCUACAUUGCCAAAGGUGAAUUACUUUCGGACAUCCAAGCAGGAAUGAACAUCAGGCUGUUUAACCAGGAGAUCGCGCCUACUGGGAAUGCUGCCAUCGCCGGUCUGGCCAAGUACGAGGCUGCGCAGCAGACGGAGCAAGCGCUUGCCGAGGACCUCACGGGUGUUUAUGCUGUCGAUGUCACCGCGCUGGAUAGCCUCAAGAGCGACAUUACGGCUGGUAUACAGUUGAAUGAGGAGAAUCUGAAGAAUGCCACGCAAGACUGCGUCCUCACUGUGGUCUUUCCACCAGCCAACCUGUCUGCAUGA
Baudoinia panamericana UAMH 10762 is the source of this 528-nucleotide messenger RNA. RefSeq lists its product as uncharacterized. Bases 1 to 528 code for a protein of 175 amino acids. The record is from RefSeq and is a predicted model, not a curated record. The transcript has 2 exons. NCBI's taxonomy places the organism in Eukaryota, Fungi, Ascomycota, Dothideomycetes, Mycosphaerellales, Teratosphaeriaceae.